Messenger RNA from Babesia microti strain RI, 1194 nucleotides. RefSeq lists its product as hypothetical. NCBI's taxonomy places the organism in Eukaryota, Apicomplexa, Aconoidasida, Piroplasmida, Babesiidae. The transcript has 3 exons. The record is from RefSeq and is a predicted model, not a curated record. The coding region runs from base 1 to 1194 and encodes 397 amino acids.
AUGAUUGUCAUUUGGUUAUUAUUUACAAUUGUUCUGCUGAGAAGUACUAAUAGUCUGAAUGUGGAUCGCUGGGCUAAGAUUCCAAAUGCACCGUCUAUUAAGCAUGACCAGCUACUACCAACCGCUAAAUCCAGCGCACAUAUUCCCCUCACCAAUACAACAAACAUAAAUUCUCUUAAACAGGUCAAAAACUCGAUAAAAACACGCACCUCAGGGGCUUUACUACCAAUCAAUACGCUAACUACAUCAGCAUCCAACUACUUCAAUUCGCUUAAGAUUUUGUUCGCCAAUCCCCAAUUUCCCACCCCUUCGUCAUAUGAACUAAAAAUGACUUUUUUGAGAGGAUUAAUUGUUCCUAUUUUUAUCUCGACGAUUCUGUUAACAAAUUCUUCAUAUAAGUAUUUGGAGGAGAAUUGGGCCUUUCAGGGUUACUGGAAUGGGUUGUCUACUAAAGAUUUAACUACUAUCGCACUAACAAUACACCUAUUGCAUUCAUUGUACAAAUUAUUUGUAUUAAGAGGCUUCUUCAUUGCCAACCUGAGUAAUAAUAGGUGUCCGAUAAAGGAAUACUUCUAUCCCACUUCUAAAGGUUUAAUGACCAGAAUAAUUGACUGGAAUCCGCGAAUUGUAACUAAUAUUUUGGGUUUAGUGUCGGUGGGUAUAACUGCUCUGUCUUUUUAUGUUGGUUUAACUCUGGCUGAAACUGGUUGGGGUACAGCACACCCUGCGUUUAAAGGCGGUGAAACCUUUGCAUAUGCAAUAACUGUAGUAAGUAUGUUUAAAUCGCUACUCCUAAAGCAAGACUUUCCCUCACUAGUUAAUAUAAAUCAUUUUAUUACCCCACUCAACUUUCGCAGUGAUGUCAAGAAAUGUUACAUGUUGUCAAAACUCUUUAAGACAACGGCUGAAUUGCCUGAGGAAUAUAAGUCUGUCAUGCUAUCGCAAUCGGAAAUUAAGCUUAUCUCUUUUUUAGCAACAGUGGUCCCCUUCACCAAUUUUGUUUUGAAGUUCUUUCCUACAUGUCUGGAAACAUUUUCAAUGUUAUUAUUGUUAUCUAUUAACCUAAACAACCUUUCUAUGGCUGGAAUAUUUACUUCAUUCAUCCAUGCCAUUGUACUAUUGAUUGAAAAUUUCAUCCACAAAUAUGAUAGGGAGUUGCUGAUCAAAGAUAUCGAUGCUAUCUAUCAUAAUUGA